AUGCAAAGCAAUGACGGUCACGAACUAGAAGAUAAAGAAGCUUUUGAUGAACUACGGGCCGUAAUCAACAGAUCUUUGGAAGGAUCCAAGGAUAUCGAUGUUCAUCAGGUUGCGUUGAGAAAGUGCCACGAGUAUCUACUAAAAAACUCCAACCAAGUGCAUUGGUUCUGUAAUGACAAGCUCUACCCUGCGUCCGUUUACUCGUUGAUUCUAUUCUCGUUCCCCAAGGAUGGUGUAACGUCGAGCUUGCGACCGUAUAUGGCCACUAGCUUGACGAGAUGUGGCAAGUGCUUGAGGGAGUUCAACAAGGGAAAGGCAGAGUUGAGGUUGAAUUUUAUAAAGACACGCAUGGUGGAGAUUGAGAAGAUUGACCAUUUCAUCAACGCGAUUAACACAUGGGAGAUUGAAGUUUUAGGACCGAUUUUUGAAUCGGCGUAUGAGCAAGUGGAGAGAAAUGAAAUCAGUGAUGCAAGCGCCAUUGAAACUAGUUUUGGAUGGUGUUUAAACAACCCUGGCAUACUCAGAUUCAAUGAAGAUAUAAAGGAGAAAUUCAAUGUCAUGAUCAGCUUCGCGAGAACCACCAGAUUGGAACAUAUGCCUCAGAGACUCCUACCGGGGUUGGUCUACUUGUUGUUUGAAUCAACCGGAGAUCAAAAAUUGUGGGCGUGGCAAUGGGUAAAUGAACUAAGACAAAGAAGAGAGCAAGUAGUGUAUGACGGGGCUAGUUUGCCUGAAUCGGUGGUGUUAGAAUUCUCCAUCCAUCUAUAUCGGAUUCAAGACACCGCGUUCUUUAGUGAUAGGAUGUGCAUCAAAUUCUGGGACAACUUGAACGUCUUGUUGGACUUUAUGGACGAUGCCGCUUUUGUCAACAGGCUCAAUUGCCCAGGAGACAUUGACGCGAUGGCCCCGCUCAAGGGGAUACAGCUUUUUCCGAUAAUGGUGUUAUUUGGCAACUGCUUGAUGGCCGAUUUAAACGAACCAUUCCCGGUAUUGUUGAAAAUAAUGGCCAAAUUUUUGCGUCGUUUGCAACACCAGUUUUGGACGCUCAAUCCGCAAAUAGACAUGCCGCGGCUCGUUAGAAGGAUGCUUCACAACACCAACUACCUUCGACAUCUUCAGCGGGCUUCGAUAGAACACAAUAAUACUGUCAAUGACUGGACUUUGGAUGAUUUGCUCAUGUGGAUGCUUCGACUUUUAGAAUCGGUAGAAACUACAAGAAAGCAAGAAGUGUGCAGGAGGUUGAGCUCAUUUCUAUUUAUGUUUUCCGCAGGUAAUGGCGGUGGUGGAAAUGGUUCAAAUGGAAGUUCACUAACUGACUUGCAGGCUCAACGUGAAAUCUACGUGCAUAAUUUUGGCUUUUCAUUGGUAAAUGUCGUAUUCAACUACAGUGGUAGUAGUAGUAAAGGAUCUGAAGAGGUUGACAACAACGCUCUUGACUUGCUCAAGAUUAGAGAUUUUAGGGCUUUUAUAGAGUCUCAAAGCGACAAGUUGGUGCCCAUGUCGUUGUCAUUUUUUCCAAAUUCAAUGGGCAGCACCAACAAUGCCAAAAGUUUACUUCUCAAGUGCUUGAGAUAUGAUGUUCUCAUUUUGGUUCAAAACACGUUGGCGCUUCUAGAUGGGAAGAAGCCGCUCUUAUUUGAUACUUUCCCAUCAGUUUGGGAAGCGUUGAGUAGGCUGAAGUUGAAUGGAAACGUCUCACUUGCCAAGGAAGUGAUUCUGUGCUUGAACAAUUUGAAGCUGAUUGUUCGCUUUCAUCCAUUAAAGCUGUCGGAUGCCAAGGAUAGCAUCACAAGAGCGAAAACUCAACAUAACGAAUGCGUUGACGUAGUGCUCAAAUUUGUUGAUCCAAUUCUUCGAAAUAUCAGCUUGUCUUCGCCGCAAAACUUGAACGAUAUCGCCAGCGAAAAAGAUUGCUUGCAUGCUAUAUGGUCAUGCAUCUUUUUCCCGCAGUCGUACCAGCCCGCGAUGGAUUUGUUGUCCGAGGUGUACGACGGCGCUGGCAGGUUCGAGUCGAUUCAAAAAGGCCUCAGACGCAACUUGGCAGGAAAUAUCCUGGCAAUCAACUCUAGCUUGAGGACUUUGACAAAAAUGGCCGCUUUCGAGCCAAGCCCGCGAGCGGUACGGAUCCUCAUGGACGUUGUUCAGUCAUUGUCGGACCCAGUCAACCCCGUGUUAUUGUUACCAUCUGUUUCAGAUGCUCAUACCGACGUGGUUCAAUUUUGGAGCGAAUGCGUUCUGUAUUUGAAAAUGCUCUACGACCAGGCAAUCACCUGGGCAGGCAGAUACCACAUGCAGGAAUUGGUGGAGUUUACACGGGACACGUUGGACUUGAGUCACUUCUUGUUUGAGUCGAUCAGAAUGUUUGCCGAUAGCUUAACGCCGUACGAGGGCCAAGGUUGUGCACUUUUUCUUUUCAAGGAAUUCAUGGAUGCGUUUGAUUCGAUGUUGAAUUGGUUGAAGUUGGGCGAUAUAGCCCUUUUGAACUCGUGCGUUGAUUUGGUGUUCAAGGUCUUUGAUCUUGCCCAAGAACAGUGCUUCUCGAUUGAUGACCGGGCGAUUGAAAAAUUUGCCAAAUUUGGCGUCAAGGCCAAGAGGUUCAACAACAAGUUGACGGAGGCACAAAGGACUCGAAUAAUCUCCAAAGCGAAAGAGUUUAAUCCAACAUUGGUCGAGACUAUAGUGAAUGCAACGAGUGAGAACAGGAAGUUGGAGCUUGCGCUGAAGAAUGCAGCGACCAAGAAUACUAGAUCGGGAACAACUCUUGAAAGAAAAGUGAUUGAAAUUGACUCCACCGACAGCGAAGAGAUUGAACUUGUUGAAGAAAACUUCCCCGUAAGUCUCCGGAGUGGCAUGAGAGGUGGCUCUUUGGAGCAAGGGCAAAAAAGGUUGGAUUUAUAUCAAGAUCAGCUCACUCCCAUCCCUCUUGGCUCGCUGAAGAAAUCAUCAAGUGUUGGGAAGCAGCAGACUUUGGGAAGAUUUGUCCGCACAUCCAGCGAGCCCCCAAUUGCGCCUAUACCUGCCGUGGUAAAAGGCACAAAUAGCUUGGAUAUGAUGCGCAAGAAUUUGAGUUUGGCUCGAGCUGGAGCUGGAGCCGGAGCCGUAAAAAGUGAAAAGGCACCAGCGCCGGCAAGACCUGCAGGCUUUAAUCACCGGAAAGCCGCUCCCGUGAUUGGAAGAUCCCUCAACGCAAUGAGACGCAAAAAGGUUAGAGCUGGGUAUUCUGAAGGUGAAGAAGAUGACGAUGAUGAUAAUGAUAAUGAUGACGACGACGACGACGAUGAUGAUGAUGAUAAUGAUGAUAUCGACGUUAGUGACCUCUUUGUUGAAAAGAAAAAGAAACCCAAGAUUAUUGAAGUUGACAUCAAGGGGAAGAAGAUCCAACGUAACAAUAGAAUGAACGAAAAGAGUGCCUUUGAACGCGAAAAGUCGGAGAAGGAGAGAAUGAACAAGAGACUCAACGUGAAUACAAAGCCCUUAUAUUUGAGUGUGUUGAAAUGGAACUACAACUCAAAGAGCCAGUACCCAACUCAAGAUACCCUGAUGUAUGAAAAUGUGCGAGAUAAAUUCAGCACUGUUGAAGAAUACGUAAAGACGAUGGAACCUUUGAUGAUGUUGGAAUGCUGGCUGGCUAUCCAGUCGGCGAAAAACACUGUUCAAGAGAACCCUUUCCAAUUGAUCGUGGGUAGCAGGACGAGCAUUGACGGGUUUUUUGACGUCUUUACAUCUGUGAGCAAGAAAAUUAUUGAAGACAGGCGUUUGAAUGCUACAGACUUGAUCGUUUUAGCGUGCCCCAACCAAGAGGCAUUGCUGCCCAAUGACCAAAGAAUGUAUUUGAAAGCUGAAACAACUCGAACGUGUUUUGGGAAAAUCACGCAGAUUAAGUCGGCAAACCUGGAAUUUUCCGAUGUCACCAUCAGAGUUUUCCCGAGCGGGCCCGUCAUUGGUUCCCUUACUCCACAAUCCACCAUUUUGGGAAUGAAAGUGAUGCAGAUGAUCACAGUCGAAAGAGAGUUUUCCUCACUCAGAGGCUUGGAAUAUUACGACUUGGCAAAGGAAAUCGUCUCGGCAGCGCCGAACCAACCGGUCCAUUUCAGCGACGAAGAGCUAGAAGGGAUGUACAAGAUUUACGACGUGAACAAGUCGCAAGCACGGGCCAUCAGAGGCUCCUAUGAAAACGAAGGCUUCUCGUUGAUCCAAGGUCCACCUGGUACGGGGAAAACCAAAACAAUUUUAGGAAUAGUGGGCUAUUCCUUGUCCCAAAAAAGAAGAAAAGAUGACGGGCGAAUUAUCGAAGUUCCUUCAAACAGCAACAACAAUCAGGAUCAGCAAACCUCGGACACGGCAAAGAUAUUAAUAUGUGCUCCGAGUAAUGCUGCCGUCGACGAGUUGGUUUUGCGGUUAAAGGACGGUGUGAAAAACUCCAAGGGAGACCACAUGGAUUUGAGGGUGGUGAGACUCGGAAGGAGCGAUGCCAUCAAUGCCUCAGUAAAAGACUUGACGUUGGAAGAACUAGUCGACAAGGAAUUAAAGGCCAAGCAGGAAGAUGUGGUUAUUGACCCUACCCUUCGAGUAGAACACACCAAAAAAGUACAAGAAAGAGACCACAUUCGAAGCCGGCUCAACACGGAAAGUCUCAACUCGAAGGAAAUCGAGAAGCUCGAACAACGAUUGAACCAAGUCAAUCAGGAGCGGAGGGAGCUUGCCAAAAGGCUAGAUGAGCAACGAGAGAGAUCGGAUAUUGCGUACAGAACAAGAGAGAUUGGAAGGAGAAAUAUCCAGAAUCGGAUAUUGGGCAACGCGCAAGUUCUUUGCGCGACUUUAUCAGGGUCAGCGCACGAUCUUAUUUCCAACUUGGCCGUCAAGUUCGACCAGGUGAUUAUAGAUGAGGCUUGCCAGUCGCUCGAGUUAUCGGCGAUGAUCCCGCUCAGAUAUGGCUGCCGGAAAUGCAUAAUGGUGGGAGAUCCAAAUCAACUUCCACCGACAGUGUUGUCACAAGCUGCCUGCACUUUUGGUUACGACCAGAGUUUGUUUGUCAGAAUGCAGAAAAAUCACCCCGAGUCAGUGUAUCUUUUGAAUGUUCAGUACAGAAUGCAUCCAGCCAUAUCCCAGUUCCCCAGUGCCGAGUUUUAUCAAUCCAAAUUGAAGGAUGGUCCAGGAAUGGAUGUGAAGAAUGCCCGGCCAUGGCACUCAAUUGCUCCGUUGAGUCCAUAUCGUUUUUUCGAUAUUACUAGUAGACACGAGAAGAAUGAAUUGACAAGGUCGUUGUUCAACACCGAGGAGGCAAACGUCUGUCUCCAGCUUGUGCAGAGGCUCAUCGAAACCAUUCCACAGCAGAAGCUCGCUGGCAGAAUUGGUAUUAUUUCGCCUUACAAAGAGCAAAUCCGUGCAAUCAAAGACGUGUUCCAGCAGCGCUAUGGGAAGAUCAUAUUUAACGAGAUUGACUUUAACACCGUGGACGGGUUCCAGGGGCAAGAAAAGGAAAUCAUCAUCAUGUCUUGUGUACGAGCCAGCCCAGAUGGCAAUGUUGGGUUUUUAAGUGACAUUCGUCGUAUGAACGUUGCCCUCACUCGUGCGCGUACGACGUUGUGGAUCUUGGGGAACAAACAGUCCUUGACAAGAAACAAGGUGUGGAGGAAAUUGUUGGAGAAUGCAGAGCAGAGAAACUCCAUCACGGGCGCCUACCCGGGAUUCUUGUCUCGUUCGGUAAACCCGCUGGCGACAGGUUCAAUCAAGAGACCGGUGGAGAGAUCGGUUGAGAGACCUACUACCGACAGCUUUGUGGCAAAGAAGGCCAAAAUUCAAGAUUUUUCAAGAGACAAUGUACCAAAGAAUCAUGCACAAGUGAAGGAGAACGGAAGUGGAAGCGGAAGUAGUAGUGUUCAAGAAGUAGCAUUACCGUCGAGUAUGCCGCGGUGUCCAGUAUCUUCAAGCAGAGUUGGGUUGCCAUCCAAUCCUGCUAAAGUCGGGCAUGCAAACUCUAGAAACGACGCAGCUACUACAAGAGCUAUUACUCCCUCGAUUGCACGGCCUGAAACCAGCUCCAAUCUCGACCUGCAAGCCAAAACUACAUCAAAGCCGGAAAACUCUGUAAAAAACCUUAAGCCGUCCUCGUCCGGAACCAUUCCAAAGAAGCCACUCGGCCCUUCAUCCUCGGGUGUGGUGAGACCACCGAGACCCGAGGCGCCAAGCGUGUUUAUUCCUCGAGGACCAAGAAAGAGAUGA
Molecule: messenger RNA, 6222 nt
Organism: Lodderomyces beijingensis
Lineage: Eukaryota; Fungi; Ascomycota; Pichiomycetes; Serinales; Debaryomycetaceae
Source: the annotation of a GenBank genome assembly